This is a messenger RNA of Caenorhabditis briggsae, 1380 nucleotides long. NCBI's taxonomy places the organism in Eukaryota, Metazoa, Nematoda, Chromadorea, Rhabditida, Rhabditidae. The transcript is spliced from 6 exons. The record is from RefSeq and is a predicted model, not a curated record. The coding region runs from base 1 to 1380 and encodes 459 amino acids.
AUGUUCGGUUCUGGUCAAAAAACUCAUCCUGAAGAUGGAUCUUUUUCUUAUGGAAUCGCGGAUUUUAAGCGAUUUUUUCAAUGGGUUCUUGGGUGCACCUAUGCGAAGAAGACCAUUCGGACUAGAAUUUCUGAAAUGUUCCAUUUCGCCGAUGCACCGCAUAUUGUGGUUUACGAGCGGAGUGAGGAGCGUCCGUGGUAUUGGAUGGUGGCGAUAAUCACCGCAGUUCUCGUGGCUGUUCUCAGCCUCUACUACACCGUCGAAGCGGGCUUCCGUGCCAUCCGUAAAUUCAUCCAAUCCGUGCUCCGUGAGCCCAUCCAAAGUACAGUAUCCACUCCAAGAUGCCUCUCUCCAACCACGCCUUCUUCUAAGAAGACGUCACCUCAAACACCAAAAACUCCAGAUGUGAUUGUUCGUCAAAAAAUGCCGAUGAACGAGCCAGUGAAUUGUGUUUUCAUCCGUCCGGCGGCUCCGAAAUCUGGAACGGUCGCCGUGCCGAAUCUGAAUUCGGAAGAAGACGUGACAGUGGAAGCGGAGAAGAAUGCGAUGAGAGAUCGAUCAGAGAAGAAGGAAAAAGAGAAGAGAGAUAAGAAGAAGAGUCCGCCAACGCAGCGACUCGAAGAAGUCAAAUUCGAUGCAUCGUCCAAUGUUAAUGUUAUUCCAACAAUGGCUCCACCUCCCCAAGUGAACACGGCUCAGAGCAACACCCCAAUCCGCAAAUCGACGGGAUCCGAAGAAUUGAAUAUUCCAGAAGCAUCGACUUCUGAAUUCGACCAAACGAACGAAUGGGUGAUGAGACAGAUUGCUGGUUGUCGAAAGUUGAGUAAUGAGAAUUCUCAUGAGAAGGAAAAGCGAGAAAACGCUGGAGCAUGUGUCAUUGAAUCGGAGGAGCCAAUGGAAUCGGGAAAUCAGAUCAUUGAAGCUCAACUUGGCGAAUCGGGAGCACUUGCUUCCUCGAAUGAGAAUCUUUCUGAAAUGUCAGCUAGCAGCAUUAUUUCCAGUCUUGUGGAAAUUGAAGAAACUGAGCCAUCGUUUUCGGAAACUCAAAAGAGCUCCUCCUCAGAAGGCGAGAAUCUGGAGCUUCAGAAAGCCGACGCUGAUGACGUGGAUAUUGUUAUCGAUGACUCGCACCUAACGGCUGAAACACGAAACGAGUGUUCUGGAAGUGUUCUCAUUAGAUCGGAGAAGGAAAAAGUGUUGUUCCGUUGGACGGAUAUCCGCCCAGAAACCAUCGAUUCGAUCACUCUAACUGGAUCAUUCUUCGGAUGGAACAUGUCGAUUCCGAUGAAAGGAAUCGGUCAGAAGAUGUUCGAGGUGUGUGUGGACCUGCCCGCCGGUGUACACGACUACUCGAUUGAGAUUUUCCGUUUUGAUUCUUAA